CCCGGAUCACAGCAUGACCCGUCGUCUGCCCUGAUGAUUGUUUGGCGGGUGAUAACUCAUUCAAAAUUAAUCUCACGGGCUGGAAUAAGGACAUGAUUUAAAUUAGGGGCAGUGAAGUUACAGUUCAUAACCAUGGAUGAAUCAAAUGACAGCAGUUGGUUGAGCAAGCCGAACGAGGCUUUGCUGGAAAGUCAAUAUCCACUGCACACUGCUAUUCGUGAUGGCGAUAUGGAAAGAACUGUGUCUUUGUUGAAAACAGGGCGGUUUGAUCUGUACGAAGAGGACGGGUUUUACGGAUGGACACCUGUUCACUGGGCAGCACACUUUGGAAAACUUGAUAUCCUGAGAAAGCUUGUGUCAAUGUCGAAAGAUGGCUCCCCAGUUGUGAGAUCGAAUCGAUCCCAGGUAACUCCAGCUCAUCUGGCUGCAAUGUCAGGGCACCCCCACUGCUUGCAGUGGGUACUUCAAGCUGGGACUGACCCCUGUAUUCAGGAUUACUGUGGGGAGACACCGCUACAUAAAGCAGCUAGAGCAGGCAGUAUGGAAUGUGUCAGUUUACUGGUGGCACAGGGAGCUGCUAUAGGAUUGAGGAAUCACAGUGGUCAUACUGCCUCGCAGGUAGCCUCUUUAGGAGGUUAUUCAGAGUGUGCUAUCAGUCUGGAGAAAUCACUGCAGUUUCAACAGCAGUCCAUGGCAGCCAACAUCGUCCAGACUCACAUCUGCAAUAAUAAUAACACUGAAAUGUUAUCUCAUCACAUGAACGAUGAAAAUGUUGAGAAGGACCGUCUUGAUGGGGAUCAUCAUGGAAAUGGAGACAUAGAUAUGGACACUCAUUCUGAAGAAUCUAUGCACAAGACACAUGUGAAUUGUUACCAAGUUACCAAUGGCGUUGAUGUGGGUGAGAAUGGUUUCUCUGGCAUGAAACGAGGAAGAGAUGAUUUGGAAGAAGAGGUCUUCAAAAGAAGGCGGUGUGAUGAGCAGCCUUCACACCGUGUUGAGGCCACGUCUCACAAUAACAAUAUACUGAGUUCAUACAAUGCUAUUCUGGCCAUCUCCGCCAAUCCAAGCACUACGUCAGACAGUCAUUCGCCAGAUUUUUUCCACACAGAAGCAACAGUUAUCCCCCCUUGCUCCAUGGAUCCGGAUGAACCUUCCCACCCUACCAAUCCCAUGCCUUCGAGUGGAUCCUCUACCUGUCAUGUGAUCAGCCAGAAUCAAGACAUUCCAGUUAAAUGUUUAGCCCUGCACUCUCAUAUGAUAUGAGCUUUUGUCUAAAAAUUCCCACCCAAGCCAGCCACCCAAGCAAGCUUAUGUGAUAGCUGAAUCGUCCAUGUAUGCCAGUCCCCAGCAGCAUGAUUGAACACCACAAUACUGUGGUGAUGCAGGAAGGUUAUGACAGUCUCCUAGUCAACUCAUUAGCAAGUCAAUAUUAAAUAUUUAUUUUAUAACACAACGCAAGGUCUCCACAAAUAUUUGCUUCCGUGCGGUCAUUUUAGAAGACAGUGUUCUCUGGAUUUGACAGCCAGCUAUGUUACAGAUCCAAGGAGAACUUAUUGUUCAGUGUCAUCCCUGUCAUUGGAUUAGCAUAAAGUUUUGCUGUUUGAUAUUAUAAACAUGUUUAGAUUCAUGUUAAUUUAUUCUUACUUGUAGAAGUGUUAACUUUUGCAGCUGGUCUCACUGCUUAACCUGUUCAAUUUGAAAUUAAGCACAAAUAUAAAAAGUAGUGCCGUUUACCUUAUUGUCACUGAGGAGAGGACGAUACUGCUGAGCAAACUUGAGGAAAAGUUGAUGUGAUCAGUAUGCCAUGAUCAGAGUCCAUUUCAAUUACAAAAGUGACUGGUUGAGUUUACUGUGUAUGUGUAUUUGUUGAGCAUCACAUUGACUGUCAAGGUCCGGGUUAGAAUAUUGAUCUUCAUUACCCAUGCUUGUCGUAAGAGGUGACUAACG
Haliotis rubra (blacklip abalone) is the source of this 1947-nucleotide messenger RNA. RefSeq names its product ankyrin repeat domain-containing protein 10-like. NCBI's taxonomy places the organism in Eukaryota, Metazoa, Mollusca, Gastropoda, Lepetellida, Haliotidae. The transcript is spliced from 7 exons. The record is from RefSeq and is a predicted model, not a curated record. Gene Ontology annotation, molecular function: protein binding. The coding region runs from base 133 to 1263 and encodes 376 amino acids.